Molecule: messenger RNA, 1645 nt
Organism: Papaver somniferum (opium poppy)
Lineage: Eukaryota; Viridiplantae; Streptophyta; Magnoliopsida; Ranunculales; Papaveraceae
Product: putative ubiquitin-conjugating enzyme E2 38
Exons: 2
Coding region: 256-1332 (358 amino acids)
Molecular function (GO): ubiquitin conjugating enzyme activity
Source: RefSeq, a predicted model, not a curated record
AGUCCCGAUCAGUUCUCACUUCUCUUUCUAAGUUUUUUUUCUUUCAACAUUGAACACUUUUUUCCCCUUUUCUUUCACAAAUCAGCAUACCAGAGGAGUAUCAUUUUUAACUACAGUAUGGUUCUAAAAAGAAAGCAGAAUUCUGGAUGUCACCACCUUAUGUUUUUGACUAUAGUUUGCUGUAUGUGAUAGGGCAACAUAUUUUGGGUAUUCUUUGGGGCAACAAAAGUUCAGGGCCGGGCAAUUACUAGGAAUAUGGAUUUGGAGAAAAAGGUGAAAGAGGAUGAGAAAAUCGAGAUAAGAAUAGCCGGAGGCAAAGAAGACGAAGAAAAGAAGAUAAAAACCUCAGGCAGUAGUAAUGAGUUCAAGCAAUUUGAUAUCAUCCCGAAAGUGUUCAAUAAAGAUGACUCAAUCUUUAGUGAUCACUAUUAUUACAGAGAUAAGCCUACAAAAGACUUUAGCAUCCGAACAAAUAAUAGUAUAGAGAAAGAAUGGUGCAUCUUGAAACAAGGACUACCAGAUUCAAUCUUUGUCAGGGUUUACGAGGGAAGAAAAGAUCUCUUAAAUGCUGUAAUCAUCGGACCAAAAGGUACUCCUUAUCAUGAUGGUCUCUUCUUUAUAGAUAUUCAGUUUCCUCUUGAUUAUCCUAAUAGACCCCCUAAACUUCAUCAUCGAACCAUUGGUAUGAGGUGUAAGACAAAAUAUUUCCCUUUACCACAAACUUGUUGGGAUCCAUGUCAAUCUACUGUCUUACAAGUUUUAGUUGCGAUAUAUCAAAACCUGAUCUUUAGUACAAGACUGAUCGAUCUUAAGGGAGAUAUAGUUGCUUAUAAAGAGAGAAGAGUUGAUACGGAUAUUCAUAGCAGCUUUUCGUAUAGCUAUUUUUGGUGGCGUCGGAAUAAUAUGAGUAUUUUUGUGUCAAGUUGUAUGAAUAUGGUGGCUGUUCUUAAGAAUCCACCCAAGUGUUUCGAGGAAUUCGUUGCUCAACAUUUUCGUGAUCGUGCGAAAAUUAUUUUAAAUGCUUGCUUAGAUUAUAACGUAAGUUAUAUACCUGCUAAUUCUACAAAUAUCUUGAAGUAUCAUGAGGCUGCUGCUACAACCACAGGCAGUCCAACUAGAAGGAUGUCAGAUAUUUUUUACGAAGAGAUGUAUGGUACUUAUGUCAGUCUUCUAAAGGCAUUUAUAAAGAAUGGAUCUGAUUCAUUGGAAAACUACAAGGUAGCUAUGGAUCCCAGGAUCAAAGAAAUGGGUUUUGCUCUUUUGAUUUGUAUUGUGGUGUCGAUUCUGGUUACGUUAGUUGCCAAGAAAUUUCAUUGGUUUGGUAUUGCGUAGCAUUUGGAAAUUUUGUUGCAUCAGAGGGAAUAUCUUUGUGAAUCUCUCGUGCUUACCCAUAACUGAGCUCAACAACAGACGACAUGGCUUCUCUAGGAGUACCGGAUGGAGCUUUGUGCUUGUGUCUGUGUUUUUAGCAUGAUUGCAUUUUUAUAUUUGGUGUUUAGGGCAAACUUCUUAUAUCCUCUCUUUCUGUUUUAUCAAACUCAUAAGGGUCUGCUAAACCCCUCUUCCUUUACAAUAUGAGUAUUUCUUUUUGUUUCAUAUUAUGAGUGUUAAGAAAUAUAAUCGAGAAGAUUUUUAAGUCUUUGUA